CAAAAUAAACAUAACACUAAACUCCAUUGGAACUUAGACUGCAAAAUUGCAUAUUUGGAAGCCAUGCAGCUGCACAGGAUUCAAAUUUAGUUUUGCAUUUACCAUGCAGUCGCCUGCUGGUGCCGUGCAAUCAGCACGCUUCCAAGAGCUCUGUGAAGAUAUAGACAGGUUCUUGGAUCCUUCAUUGGCCAGUUCCAAUGCAAGUCUAUGUGAUGGCGACAGCAAGGCAACAGCAAAGCUUUCCUUGUCAAAAGGACAGGCAGCUCUGGAGUUGCAGCGUCUAUCACGAAUCAAUGAAGGCUUGAAAGAAGAACUCGAAGGUUGCCAACAGGAGCUGGCCAGAGCUCAUCUAAAGCCUACCCGAAAAGGUUUGCAAGAAGAACGUGACCAGCUUGAGAUAGAGCUGCAAGCAGAGCGGACAAAAAAGAGACGCAUCAGUGAAAUGGAGGAUGAGCUGACCAAGCUGCGACGAGAGCGGGAUUUGUUGGCUUGUGAACUACAGGAAGUGCGAGAAGAAUGUCGCCAGAAGGGGAGUCAAAGGAGUGACGUGGCAGUCCUAGAAGACGAGAAAAAGAACAGUAUCAUUUCCAGUUUGCAGUCCCAGUUGCUGCAAAGCUUGAAGCAAAGCCACACUCCCAAAGAUGAUGUACUGAAGUCUCGAGUUUCAGAGUUAGAGCAAGAAGUGCUCUACUUACAAAUGCUUUUGAAGGAAUCCUAUCCUGAGCAUGACCUAGCUUCGCAGUUGCGCAGCAAACAUAUUGAUUUUGAAAGGCAGCUGCAUGAAUCUGAAAAAGUUCAUGUAGAUUUGUUGCAGGCUCGGGAGAAGAUCCUUACACUUGAGCAGGAAAAGAUGUCCCUCCAGGCGGCUGUGGACAUUCAUGAAAAAGCUCUGAAAGAUUACAACGAUGCACAGGCAGAGAUUGCACGCACACGACAAGACCAAGAUUUGUAUCAAGCAUCGAUAGCUGACAUCCUGACUUCCGCUCGACAGCUGCUUGACAUGCCAGAGUCUCUAUCUGAGCCAAGUCCAUCAAACUUGAGGCUUGUUUGGUCUCGGCUUCAUUCACACUGGACCAAAGAGGCUCACAAGGUCUUGGAAUUGCAGCGACAAGUCUGUGAAGCCGAAGAAAAGCAGAGUCGAGUCAAGACAGAGAUGAGCAAACUUCAGAUUGACUUCUCUUUUGCCGAACUGCAACAGCAAGAGCUAAGAAGAAAACUCAAGGAGUCAGACGGAUUCCUCCAAAAACUCAGAGCUCAGAACACCGUCUUGCGAGAAGCAUUGGCAGGUAAACAAAUUCACAUCCAGCAUGAAGAUCUUCUGAUUGCGGAUCAAGGGGCUAGUGAAAAGGACUUACAACUAGAGACUUCUGCUCUUCAGACAAUGAAGAAGGAAACCGAAAGUUUGAGGCAAGAAGUGGAGCGGCUCACAGAUGUCGAAGGAAAAUUGCGAAAGGUGGAAACCACCAACGCUGAGUUGUGGCAAGCAAACAAGGACCUUGAACGCCAAAUCGCACAGAAAGAGAUGCAGAACAGUUCAAUUCCCACCGAUCAAAUGAAUCCCUUGUCACAGGCAGACUAUGAUGGCCGCACAACCAAAAUUGUACACCUAUUGCGAGGGCCCUUACAAGGGGCUGGAAAUUCCUACGAUUUGGAACAGCAGCAAGCCGCGAGGCAGCUGGAGCGAUACAAGAAGGCCACAAAGAAAUAUGUUUCCGAGUUUAGAGAAGGUCUUUACCAUCUCCUUGGUUGGAAAGUGGAAAUGCGAGGUGACGGAAGCUCCCUAAGAUGGCACUUGACAUCACGCUACCAAGACGGGCAUGUCCGAGAGUUGGUUUUCCAGCUCCGCCCAGGACGAAGUGGACAGCCGGCUGAGUUUGAUUUAUUAGGGACUCCUUGGGCCGAACAGCUUCAAAGUGACCGCCAAGCCAUGGCCUACUUGGAGGUCUACAAUUCCAUUCCCGGCUUUUUGGCCCACGUCACCGUGGAUCGGCUAGCCCAGCAAACUUUCACUCGUUAGACAAGCAAAAGCGGGCAAAAGCGGGCAAAAGCGGGCA
Molecule: messenger RNA, 2054 nt
Organism: Durusdinium trenchii
Lineage: Eukaryota; Dinophyceae; Suessiales; Symbiodiniaceae
Source: the annotation of a GenBank genome assembly